Messenger RNA from Penicillium subrubescens, 1926 nucleotides. Its product is annotated as Lipopolysaccharide-modifying protein. NCBI's taxonomy places the organism in Eukaryota, Fungi, Ascomycota, Eurotiomycetes, Eurotiales, Aspergillaceae. The transcript has a single exon. The coding region runs from base 1 to 1926 and encodes 641 amino acids. The record is from RefSeq and is a predicted model, not a curated record.
AUGCUUGGCGCCAACAGCUUCGCGGGGCGGCGCAAGUCGCUCUACUUGAGUCUGGCUGUCGCUGCAGCGCUAAUUUGCCUCGUCAACCUCAUCUUUCUGACUCGCGCAGUCGAUCACAGCAUCAUUCGCCUGCCAGGCCUGUCGCUAUUCCGCCCCAAACCAAAGCAGCCCCAGGGCACUCUAGCGCAUGAUGAGCACCCGAUUACCGGAUUAAUGAACGAAGCGAAUGCCCGCUGGCAGGAAUAUGAGGAUAGUCGCUCGACCAACUUCCGCCAAACCGUCGCCAAGUAUCGCCAGACCUACGGACGACACCCGCCACCCGGCUUUAAGGAGUGGUACCAGUUCGCGCGCGAAAACAACGUCCACAAUGUCGACGACUUCCAGCAGAUCACCGGCGACCUGCGCCCGUUCUGGGCGCUUUCGCCCAAGGAAAUCCGACAAAUGGCCGCGCGCCUGCAGGAGAGCCCAGGAAUCGCGGGUGUACGUAUCCGUGACCACAAAGUGGUGUCGCACUCGGAGGGUUGGCGUGUGGAAACUCUGGCCGCAGCCGUGGAAAGGCUUGCCAAACACUUUCCGGAUAUGGAUAUCGCGAUGAACACAAUGGACCAGCCUCGUGUUAUGGCGACCUAUGAAGAUAUCCAGAAAUACUUGCAAGUCGAGGAGAGCACAAGGGCCACCCCUCCUGGUGCAGCGGAUGAGUUCACGCAGGGCCGGGAUGAUUUGUACAACGAAACGGUUGGCAUCAACGAGGAAUUGGACCCUGGAUGGUUCUCUGUUGCUGGAAAGCCCUAUAUGGAUUUCGCCAAGGAGUCUUGCCCCCCGGAAUCGCCUGCCCGAAACGCCAACAUGACUAUAGAAGACGCGGAUAAGCUGUUCAAAUCCUCAUAUGGCGACUUGAUUUCCAACUUCACCGGCUCUACGGAUCUCUGCACGGUGGGUCCUGAUCUUGGAGAUAAGCAUGGAUUCCUCUUCUCUGCUUCGAGUAACACGAUAUCGAGAAAACUGCUUCCCGUCUUUGGCGAAUGCAAGGUCAGCGUGAACAACGACAUCCUCUUCCCUGCCAACAUGUAUUUCCUGAAGGAUCCGCGCUAUGUGUAUAACCCAAAGCACGACUAUGAGUGGGACGACAAGGCCGACUCCCUACUCUGGCGCGGUGUGACUUCCGGGGGCAUCCAAGUGGAAGACAACUGGUUCCGUCUCCAUCGUCAACGCUUUGUGCAUGUGGCCAACGCCACCGAGAUGGACUUGGAGAAGGUCUCCAUCCUCGCCAAGGACAGCCAGGACCGCUACAAGAAGAUCGACAACUUCCGCCCCUCCGACUUCGCCGAGACCUACUUCGAUGUCGGUUUCACCGAGGCCUGGGGCUGUAUCCCUGACUGCUCCUUCUACGAGGGCGUCUGGACCUAUAAGGAGCCGAAGGCAUUCUCCGAACAGUUCAAGGCCAAGUACCUGGUCGACAUUGAUGGCCACAGCUUCUCCGGUCGUUGGCGCGCCUUCCAUCAGAGCAAGUCCCUCGGUCUCAAGGCCACCAUCUUCCGCGAAUGGCAUGACUCUCGCCUGUUCGCUUGGCGUCAUUUCGUCCCUAUGGACAACCGUUAUGGGGACCUGUAUUCUCUCAUGACCUACUUCAUCGGGCUGAACCCUUCCGCCUCCACCCCCGAACAUCCCUCCCUGAGCCACGGACCCUCUGUUCCGCGCCACGACUUUGAGGCCGAGGUGAUUGCCUCCCAAAGUCGGGAAUGGGCCCAUCUUACCCUGCGCGACGAAGAUUUGGAGAUUUACCUCUACCUCCUCCUUCUCGAGUACGGACGUAUCGUCGAUGAUAACCGCGAUAACAUCGGCUAUAGCGGUGAUGGAAGCGAGCUGGACCAGUUCGACGCAGCGCACCCAUUCCCCCAAGCUGUCCAGCCUCUGGUCACUGGGUGA